Messenger RNA from Physcomitrium patens, 1496 nucleotides. Its product is annotated as expansin-A11. NCBI's taxonomy places the organism in Eukaryota, Viridiplantae, Streptophyta, Bryopsida, Funariales, Funariaceae. Gene Ontology annotation, biological process: plant-type cell wall organization. The record is from RefSeq and is a predicted model, not a curated record. Gene Ontology annotation, cellular component: extracellular region.
GGUCUAGAAACGCCGAUGCGGGUGGCUUCGCGAAAUUUUUGCGUCUGGCUAUUCGAGGAUCGGGUGAUCAUGGAUGUUGAUUCCAGCAACGCUGCUCGAUCCUUCCUCGGCUUGCCGGCACCACAACCUUUCUGUGCUUCCGCUCCACUUAAGGAAGGUUUCUCCAUUUCUGUUGUUGUCUGGACGUGCCGCGCUUGUCACCUCGGACAUGACAUUCCCUCAGCUCGUCUAGUUACGUCCUUUCGUCCUCAGAUUCUGCCCCCACAUCUGCUUCCUGAGAUUUCAAUGAUGCAAGUUGUUGCCGUUCACAGGAGCGAGACAGUCAUGAAGAUGUCCAACUUGAAGCUCGUUGUGCUGUUUCUGGCGCUGGGUCUGACCACGGUGAUCGCGGCGCCGCGGGGUUGGGGUGAUGCUCAUAUCACGUACUAUGGCUCUCCCAACGGCGCUGGAACGGAGGGCGGCGCCUGCGGGUACCAGAAUACCUACAAGCUGGGGUAUGGGUCAAUGACUGCCGCGUUGAGCUCUCGUCUAUUCCAGGGCGGGAAGGCGUGCGGCGGAUGUUACCAGCUGAGGUGCGCACCAAAUCGUGGCAGGAACUGGUGCUGGAGUUACGCCAGGGCCAUUGUGGUGACUGCCACCAACCUGUGCCCGCAGGGUUCGCAUGGUGGGUGGUGCGAUUAUCCCAAGUCGCACUUCGACUUGCCGAUGCCCGCUUUCACUAGCCUUGCGCGGCGCGAAGGAGGUGUUGCCCCAGUGUGGUACAGGAAGGUCCGGUGUGCGAAGCGCGGUGGGGUGCGGUUCACCAUUGGAGGCAACCCAUGGUUCUUGAUGGUGCUGAUUCACAACGUGGGCGGAGCAGGGGAUGUGGUGUCGGUGAAGGUCAAGUGCCCAUACACGGGAUGGGUAUCAGCGUACCGGAACUGGGGAUGCCUGUGGACGGUGAGGACGAAGAUGACGGGACCGCUGUCUUUCACGUUGGUGACGAGCGAUGGGCGAACGCUGUACUCGAUGAAUGCAGUACGGAACGGAUGGAAAUUUGGGCAGACGUGGGAGGGCAGCCAGUUCAGAUGAUGAGAAGUGGAGAGGAAGAGGGGAGGCCCGUGUACUUUAGGUAGAAGUCAGUUGUGUUUGGGGAUGGCGUCGCGCCUGUGCAUGAAAGGCAGGCCGUCUAUCGAUGAGAAGGUAGCUGCAGUUGUUGGUCUUCUGUAGCGGAAGCCGCUGGCUUGUGUCCUGAGCUUUUGUGAAAGCCGGUCACUGUAAUUCUGUGCUUCUUGUAAUCGUCCUUAGAUUUUAGCUGAGGUGUUUAGCAUUUUUCCUCCCGAACUAUUUAAUACACCUGGAAAUAGUGAAGUCGGUUCAAGUUGAUUUAUGUACGGCAUUAGGCACCAUGUUUUCCUCUUGCUUAUCUCUUACGUUCUCUCUUGUGAGACUCAUUGCCAGACCGUGACAAACUACUUGUGAAUUUUAUUGAAUUUUGUGCUUGCGAUUCGAAGGUU